AUGGCGAAACCGCCUUGGGGUCGAUAUCGACCGCUCCAGAGUCCAAAACAUCUUCUAGCACUUGGUAUCAUUGCAUUCAUAUCUACACUAUCACUCUGGCUAGCUAUCAGAGACAAGCUCGAUUUGGUGGAUAAUUAUCUUGGUGCUGAUGGAGAUGAAGGCAGACUUGCGUUCGCGACGAUUUUGCUUCCGCCACCAAACAAUUACAGCGACCACCAGGAUGUUGACCAGUAUCUGACCAGCACACGGAUGCUCAACUACCAGCUGAGAUAUGACAAGAACACCCGUUCGAGAAAAGAGAUUCCUUUUCUGGUUGUCGUGACUCCAGAGAUCCUUCCCUGGAAACGAAAGCUGCUUGAGCGAGAAGGUGCAACAGUUAUUUUCGCGGAACGCCUUUCUCUAGGAGAUGAUUGGAUUCAGCCGAUGGCAGAGCGAUGGAAAGAUGUCAUGUUGAAAUUACGUCUCUUCGAAUUGACCGACUACAACAAGAUUCUCUUCCUCGACGCAGACACGUACCUUCUGAAGCGAUUGGACAGGAUAUUCAGAGAUCCGGCUGCCCGUCCGACCAAAAUAAGGGCUUCUGAGAAAGAAACUCGACCUGACGAAGCGCCUUUUCCAGAGAAGUACCUCUUUGCUACAGGCCCGGAAAUCAUGCACACCACCCAUCCAUGGCCACCACGUCCUUGGCCUCGCUUCAAUGCCGGGUUCUUCCUCUUCCAGCCUUCCCAAGCGCUCUUCCAGUACUACAUUUCCCUCCUGACUCUCAAGGACCGGUUUGACAGCACGUAUCCCGAGCAGAACCUUUUGAAUUAUGCCCACCGCGAGUGGGGCAACAUGCCCUGGGCACACUUGAAGACGGGAUGGAAUGUGAAUCUGUCGAACCUUAAUGAUGUCAAGAAGGGCGUAAAGAGCGUGCAUGCGAAGCUUUGGAUGGAAAGUCAUGACUUACAGCCUGUUCCGGCAGAGUUGAGGAGGAUGUGGGAGAAUACGAGGGUGGAGAUGGAGAGGUUUUAUGGCGAGAUGGGACACAGGUUAGGGUAG
This is a messenger RNA of Cadophora gregata, 1041 nucleotides long. RefSeq lists its product as uncharacterized. Gene Ontology annotation, molecular function: glycosyltransferase activity. The transcript has a single exon. The record is from RefSeq and is a predicted model, not a curated record. Bases 1 to 1041 code for a protein of 346 amino acids. Gene Ontology annotation, biological process: protein N-linked glycosylation. NCBI's taxonomy places the organism in Eukaryota, Fungi, Ascomycota, Leotiomycetes, Helotiales, Ploettnerulaceae.